CCUUGUAUUAUUGGUGGUGCAGUAUGUGGAUGUAUCGGCUUUAUUAUCAGCGGGCUGGCUGUCAACGUUCCCAUGGUGGUUUUGUUCACUGGUGGUCUUGCAAGUGCAGGUAUGAGUCUGUGUUACCUAUGUUCGUUCAUCACCAUCAGCUGGAUAUUCCAUGAAAACCCUGGUGUAUCUCUUGUCCUUCUUACCACUGGGUCAAGCCUUGGCCAAAUUGUAAUGCCCUAUCUAAAUGAGAUUGUUAUCACGGAAUAUGGAUGGCGGGGAGCAUAUUACAUCCUGGGAGCUCUGGCCUUAAAUUGCUGUGCCUGCGGACUCUUUAUCUAUUUUAACAGACCCUAUUUCCACAAAGGCGUAACGUCAAAUAUAAAAGGAAACGUUUGUGACAGACUGUUUGAAAGAUCACUUCUGACAGACCCUUUGUUGCUCAUGACAUUACUGAACGUCCUACUCUUGGCAACAACAGGUCCCAUCGAGGCCUGGUUUCUUGUCGAUCUGAUGGUGAUUCGAGGAUUUGAAAGAGAGCAAGGUUCCUUGUUCGUAUCCAUAAACGGGUUCGCAAACUUCCUAGGACGUGGCUUGGGUGGUAUUCUGCGAAUGUUUUGUCAUGUACCAACAAUAUACCAUUGGGUAUAUCUAGCACCAGUCGUUGCUGUAGGACAUCUGCUGAUUGUAAACUUCUACGAUUACUGGCCUUUAUUUUGGGCCAACAUGCUUUAUGGAACCUUCUUCGGGGUGACAGUUGCGCAAGAACCAGCUAUUAUGUUUGAGGCUUCGGGAUUGGAACGAUAUCCGAAAGGAAUCGCUCUGAUGAACUUAAUGUAUGGUAUCGGGAAUUUUGUUGGAGGUUUAAUAGGAGGUAUAAUUAAAGAUGAACUUGGCACAUACAACCUAUUAUUCUACAUCGCUGUUGGGGCCAGUCUGUAUGUUUCCUUAGCCACCGUUGGGAUUAUUUUCUGUAUGAGACAUAGAAACAAACAUUCAAAGCCAAAUGAGCCAUUACUCGAACAAGAUGUAUUCUUCCAAGGAGAUGACAUUUUCGAACGACAACCACUGCUGCGACGUCAUUCUGCGUACUGAUAGUGAUACUGACGACGAUGAUGUCUUACCUGUUACUGGCAUAUACAUAAUUUAUUGACUGUUCUUUUGUUUAAGGCAUUUUUCUAAAUAUUUAAGCAUGUACAAUAAGUUGGUUUUAUACAUUUAUGUCUGAAAAGUCCAUGUAAAUGUUUAUUCUCUAUUGUAAUAUGCAAAUUAAUCGAUAUUUAAAUACUUGAACUCCAUUACAUAAGAUACUGUCCAUUGAAUGUAACGCACUUGUGGUCCACUCGUUUUGUAUGUGUUUUAUUGCUGUUGUGUAUUUAUUUCUCCAUGUGUUUGUCCAUGCUUCAUAAGAUAACAUCGAUUUGACCACAACCGAAUACGCUUGCAUAUAUUUAACAUGUUUUAUAUCACUAACAUACUACAAAUAACCGGUGGCCUUCCAUAUCUUUAUGGUGUGUUGAACAAUAUGUUCGCACUA
Molecule: messenger RNA, 1525 nt
Organism: Mya arenaria
Lineage: Eukaryota; Metazoa; Mollusca; Bivalvia; Myida; Myidae
Product: monocarboxylate transporter 3-like
Exons: 6
Coding region: 73-1083 (336 amino acids)
Biological process (GO): transmembrane transport
Molecular function (GO): monocarboxylic acid transmembrane transporter activity
Source: RefSeq, a predicted model, not a curated record